This is a messenger RNA of Pichia membranifaciens NRRL Y-2026, 410 nucleotides long. RefSeq lists its product as hypothetical. Gene Ontology annotation, biological process: transcription by RNA polymerase II; nucleotide-excision repair, preincision complex assembly; nucleotide-excision repair. The transcript has a single exon. The coding region runs from base 53 to 289 and encodes 78 amino acids. Gene Ontology annotation, cellular component: transcription factor TFIIH core complex; transcription factor TFIIH holo complex. The record is from RefSeq and is a predicted model, not a curated record. NCBI's taxonomy places the organism in Eukaryota, Fungi, Ascomycota, Pichiomycetes, Pichiales, Pichiaceae.
CCCACCAUCCCAAGUAGCGUACAUUCACCAGUUUUAUUGCCGUCGAUCAACAAUGGCAAGAGCUAUCAAAGGGAUGCUGAUUGAGUGUGAUCCCUCCAUCAAAUCUUUGGUCGUUAGAAUCGACCAGGACUACAGAGAUAUUGUCAUUGAAGAGCUUGACGAUACACAUCUGCUAAUAGAUCCAUCGAAGUUGACGUUCAUAAAAAAAGAGUUGAACAGGAUACUUGCAGACAACUCUUACAACCCCUUUGAUGAUGAAGACGCACAAGUAGCUGCUGUGCUUGGAUGAAGCCAUUAUCAGCAUGUAUAUAUAACAAGCGCACAACAAGGUUUUUCCUUUUCGUAAAGAAACAUUUUUACUACAUUUUAUAGACAUAAUACAAGGUAAUAUUUACAAACUCGACGUGACC